Linum tenue is the source of this 1305-nucleotide messenger RNA. Lineage: Eukaryota; Viridiplantae; Streptophyta; Magnoliopsida; Malpighiales; Linaceae. The record is from the annotation of a GenBank genome assembly.
GAAAUUAGAUUUUUGUUUAUCCAUCUACGGUCCAGAGUUGCUUAGAACACCUCUGUCUUUGUCUUUAAACUUGUGUGGUCUUAAUAAUAAUAGUUCUUCAUCACUUGCCAGAAACAGAGAAGACAAAAAAUAAAAAUAAAAAAACGACGAUCAACAAUGGCGGUAGCGCAGCUUCGAUUUGGUCCGGUGGCGCUGCUGGUGGUGCUGUCGGCAUUGGCAGUAACACCGUUGUAUAACUAUCCUGUCGCCGGCGCCAUAGAGCCAGCUGCUAAACAAAUUAGCACCAAUACUCCUCAGUGUUCCGGUUCCCAAAAGCUUGCUGUGUUCGGAGAUGGAGACUGCAGCCCGAAACCUAUCACCGUGCCGGUGACGGCCAGUAGUUCAACUAAUCCGCCUCCGAGGCCCCUCUACGUCGUCGCCCCGACCCGGCCCGGAAAUUACCCUGUCUUCCUCUUCGCCCAUGGCACCUUCAUCAGCAACAACCUCUACUCCGGCCUCCUUUCCCACAUUUCUUCCCACGGCUACAUAGUCGUCGCCCCGCAGCUGUUCGAUUCAAUUCUGUCUCUGCCGUGCGAGCUGGAGGAGAUCGAGUACCUGGAGCAAGUCACAAACUGGAUGCCCUCCGCCACCGCCCUACCUUCCCACCUCCCGCCCGGCGUCCUCCCCGACUUCGACAAGCUCGCCGUCGGAGGCCACAGCCGCGGCGGCAAAUCCGCCUUCGCCCUCGCCCUCGGACUCUGCACCAAACCCUUGAAACUGACCAUAUCAGCCGUGGUCGGGGUCGACCCAGUAGCCGGGGUCAGCAAAAAUUCCCGCACCGACCCAGUAAUCCUCACCUACGAACCCGAAUCCCUCAACCUCUCGGUCCCCGUGGCGGUCAUCGGGAGCGGGCUGGGUAACCAGUCGGAGGUGAUCGAUCUGCCCGCCUGCGCGCCCAACUGGGUCAACCACGCCGAAUUCUACAGCGAGUGCAUGGCUCCCAAAAGCCACCUGGUCGCAGACGAUUACGGCCACAUGGACGUGGUCGAUGACGUCAGCUGGUUCGAACGUGACUUUAAGGGGAUGUUUGAUUUUGCGCUGACCAAGCUGAUGUGUAAAGGGGCGAGCGGGCUGUUUAGCUCGCGGGAGAAGAUGAGGAAGGGCGUUGGUGGGAUCGUGGUGGCGUUUUUGGAUGCUUACUUGGGAGGUGGUGGGAGCGAUGAUUAUCUGGCCAUUUUGGAGUCUCCGCUGGAGGUGGAUUCGCCGGUCAAGCUUACGGUUGGGUAUAAGCUGGAGAAAGGGACGGCCGCAGCCGGAGAUAUUUGA